Molecule: messenger RNA, 1071 nt
Organism: Kwoniella botswanensis
Lineage: Eukaryota; Fungi; Basidiomycota; Tremellomycetes; Tremellales; Cryptococcaceae
Exons: 3
Coding region: 1-1071 (356 amino acids)
Biological process (GO): proteolysis
Molecular function (GO): serine-type peptidase activity; lipase activity
Source: RefSeq, a predicted model, not a curated record
AUGACUACUACAGAAAUACCAGUCAUCCCUUGUCCUCGACCUUUCACCGACCAUAUCGCAGGUACUGUUAACGGUGUGGAUCUUCCUCUUAGGGUUUGGCCUGCUGUCAACAAAGAUGGAGAGGUGGAGAGGGGAUUGGGGAAGAGACCGUGGUUGAUGUGGAUCCACGGAGGCGCAUUCAUGUAUGGUAAACACUACGUUCCCAACGCAUGGGUCAUUCCCGCCUGUCGUUCGUUAUCAUACCAUGUCGUUUCAGUAUCAUACCGAUUCGUUCCUCAAGUCUCCCACUACCAUAUCGUCGAUGACAUUAAAAUAGCUUACCAAUGGUGUCGUUCUAAGCUUUCCUCUGUCCUUGCUGAAGAUACAGUCGAUCUAGAAACAUUCGCCGUCGGAGGUGAUUCAGCAGGUGGACACCUGGCUUUAUGGUGCGGUAAUCACUUUUCACCACCUCCUAAGCUCAUUCUGGACGUUUACGGUCUAUCUGCUCCGGAAGAUCCUUUCUAUGCCUUAAAAGUCGAGAAUCUACCUUUACCCAUCCUGGGAACCUCGGAAGAAGACUUAGAGGUAGCGCUCAACGACAGAAGUCCAGAGAAUAUCGUUGUGACCAGUGCCUUUACUCUGGAAUUAGAACCAUUUACGACUGUGGAGAAUCUCAAGAUAGCAUGGGGAGUGGCCUACUCACCGACGAAGAAAGAUAUCGUCAGAGCGGAUCUGAAUGCUUAUACAUUCAAGAAUGGGUUGAAGAUGGGUAAUAUCUUUAGAAUGGAUAAGUUUGCAACGGAAGAGGAAUAUAAGCAAGAAUUGAGGAAGUGGGGAGCGAUGUAUCAUAUUCAAGAAGAUGAACCUUAUCCUUCGGUCUUCAUACUUCACGGUAAAAACGAUACGAUCGUCCCUGUAAACCAAAGUUAUCAACUUGCUGAGAAACUGAGAAAGAUGGAUGUCGAUGUCGGAGAGAAAUACGUUGAUGGGAUGGAUCAUAUCUUCGAGACUUAUCUUGCGGGACCGGAAGAUCCUAUGUGGGAUAUUGCAAUCAUACCGCUUAUCGAGUUUAUGAAGAAACACCUCGGUUAG